GAUCCAAACAGCAGCUGGAGAAAGCAGCUAAACCUGGAAGAGCAGAGGAAAAGAGGAACGGAGAGAAAGAAUCCUGUAGCAGAAAAAGGAAAAUCUUUAUUGUUUGCAAAACGAUUGAUAAGAAGCUCUUAUCUCUUCUUGUAAGUGAAUCAGUUACAGACUUUUGUAAAAGGCAAAAUGAAGAGCAGCAACGUUAUUGCAUUCUCUGUCAUAAUCUUCUUGACCUUCCCCAUCAUCAACGAAGGAAUGAGCCUGAGAAGCUUAGGAGUGGAGCUGCAUUGCCGCUGCAUCAAGACUGAGAGCAGACCCAUAGGUCGCCACAUCGAGAAGGUGGAGCUGAUUCCAGCCAGCUCUCACUGCGAGGAGACCGAGAUCAUUGCCACUCUGAAAAAUACACGCCAGGAGGUUUGCCUGAAUCCCGAGGCACCAUGGGUGAAAAAAGUGAUUCAGAAAAUCAUGUCAAACAAAAUCCAUUGAAGUAUAUGAACAAGGAAACAACUUCAAAGAACCAAAGAGCCUGUCUUGACCCAAUGAUGGAGUCACUAAACUUUGAUUCGCCUGAUGCUGAAAACAGCACCGUCUUGCUCAAAUUGUUUGUAUCAAACGUGCUAUUUAUAAACCUUCCUCUCCCUCUUUGUAUAUUGCAUGCUAUAUAUAUAUAUAUAUAUAUAUGUGUAUAUGUGUAUACACAUACACAAGUUUUAAAACUGCACUGAUGUUUUCUUUUAUUUAUUUAUCUAUGUAUUUAUGAAAUUUUAAUGUUAUUAUUUCUAAUUUUAAAUAAAAAUCUUAAAUGGAAAUAUUUAUGUCUUUUUUAAAUAAUUGCACUUCAUAUUUUGUUUAUAACUGAUGCACAGCUUCCCAAGGCCACAUUCUGAAAACAAUGUCUGAAUGUACGGUGUUGAUUUUGACAAAUCAUACAUUUCUACAGAUUAGACCAUUGUGAAAUUGUCUUUGGGUAUUCUGAAACUAUGGACCUGAAAUCCUGUAAUUGAGGCAUCUUCAAACAUCAUAUGACAUGUUUAUAAUAUUCAGAAUGUUUAGCUGAUUGUCACUGCUGGUUUAACAGGCAGAGAACAUUGUUAGUUAGGAUUUUAAUUUUCCUGCCUGAUUGAAAAGGUAAAAAAAAAUAAACAAUGAAAAUGAUUUUAACCUUAAGUAACUGAACCAACUGUUGACAAUAAAGGUAACGUUUGUCCUAAAAUUCAAA
This is a messenger RNA of Girardinichthys multiradiatus, 1210 nucleotides long. RefSeq names its product chemokine (C-X-C motif) ligand 8a (gene cxcl8a). Lineage: Eukaryota; Metazoa; Chordata; Actinopteri; Cyprinodontiformes; Goodeidae. Gene Ontology annotation, biological process: neutrophil chemotaxis; inflammatory response; chemokine-mediated signaling pathway. Bases 178 to 477 code for a protein of 99 amino acids. Gene Ontology annotation, cellular component: extracellular region. Gene Ontology annotation, molecular function: CXCR chemokine receptor binding; chemokine activity. The record is from RefSeq and is a predicted model, not a curated record. The transcript is spliced from 4 exons.